ACCCUCCUCAAAAUCAUUUUCUUCUUGUAGUUGACAAAGCCAAUUGAUAUUAGACUUAUUAGUAAGUCUAUUUAUUUAUUUUAUUUAUACAUGCAAAAAGUAGUGCAUAUACGCAGAGCUCAUACCAAUCUUGGCAUGUCUGUAACGAAAAUUCACAAUGUUGGCUUUAUUUACUUGUUUGCGCUUCUUAGUGAUGGCAGAACCAAGCAGCAUAUGUGUUAUGCCUAGUAGAAAAGCAAGAAGGAAGCAAUGAUAAAAAUGCUUAAUUAUAAAUAUAUAUGAUAUAAGAAUAGAAGGAUUAGGAGAGGCAAGAAAAGGGGUUUGACGGGGUCAACGAAAGGGUGAAGAAUAAAAUGGGGUGCCAGGGAGAAAGAUGACUAAGAAUAGGGAGUGCAUGAAGAAAGAGGGCUUCCUAAUCUUCUUCCACCCCCACAACAAGCAACGACGUAAACCAACAAACAUGUCACACCCUCAAUUCCAACAACACAACAUUAUUGCUGCCAAACAACAACAACAAACUCUCCCAGCGGCGGCCCAUUUCUACCCGCCUCGGCAAUGGCCGCUGCUCUUUUCUUUUUCUUCCUCUUCCUCCUUCCUCUCCCUUCCUUCUCCAUCACCGACGGCGAAGCCUUACUCAAACUCAAACAAGCCCUCAACAACCCUCCUGCCCUCUCCUUAUGGGUCCCAAACAAGGACCCUUGCGCCCUCCCCCUCUGGGUUGGCGUCCUCUGCGCUAAGGGCACCAUCAACGGCAUCAACCUCGCCAACAUGGGACUCUCCGGCACCAUCGACGUCGACGCCCUCUUGCAAAUCCCCUCCCUCAGGACCAUCAGCCUCAUCAACAACUCAUUAUCCGGCCCCAUUCCCGACCUCAACAGGAUCGGCGCCCUCAAAGCCAUUUACCUCAACACCAACCAAUUCUCCGGUUCCAUUCCGCCUGAUUACUUCGACAAGUUAGCCUCCUUGAAGAAGCUAUGGCUCUCCGACAAUAAAUUCUCCGGUAACAUACCCAUAUCAUUGACCAAGCUUCGCUUCCUUUCCGAGUUGCGCCUCGACAAAAACGACUUCUCAGGGACUCUACCUGACUUCACCCAACCAAUAAGAAUCCUCGACUUUUCCAACAACAAGCUAGAAGGUCCAAUACCACCAUCCAUGGCGGGCUUUGACGCUAGUGUCUUCGCCGGGAAUCCAGCUCUCUGCGGGAAGCCUCUCAAGGAAUGCGGCGGUGGGGACGCCUCUCCUUCUGAGCCGGCGAGCUCUGGGGGCAGCGCCGGCGGUGGAUUGAGUUGGUUCUGGAAGAUCCUGAUUGUCAUUCUGCUGGCGGCGAUUCUGGCGGGAGUGUUCGUGUUGGUGAAGAAUCGGCGGGACCAAAGCGAUAACUUCAGCGUGAUGAGCAGAGGAAACAGCCACGUGGACGAGGAGGUGAUGCAGGUGCACGUGGCGAAGAGCGUUAAGGGAUCAGAAGGGGGCAGCGGCACAGGCAUUGGUGGAAAGAGAGGAGGUGGCGGGAGAGGGGGGAUGGGUGACCUCAUAAUGGUGAACGAUGAGAAGGGCGUGUUUGGGCUGACGGACUUGAUGAAGGCGGCAGCGGAGGUGCUGGGGAACGGGGGACUAGGGUCGGCGUACAAGGCGGCGAUGGCGAACGGGAUAUCGGUGGUGGUUAAGAGGAUGAGGGAGAUGAAUAAGGUGAGCAGAGACAUAUUCGACGCGGAGAUGAGACGGUUUGGAAGGAUCAGAAACCGUAACAUCCUGACUCCUCUUGCUUACCAUUAUCGCAAGGAGGAGAAGUUGUUUGUGACGGAAUACAUCCCCAAAGGAAGCUUGCUUUAUGUGCUUCAUGGAGAUAGAGGAUCCAGCCAUGGCGAACUCACCUGGCCAACACGUUUCGCCAUUGUCAAGGGAAUCGCAAAAGGUUUGAGUUUCCUCUACACUGAAUUUUCAACCGAAGAGCUUCCCCAUGGGAACCUCAAAUCCAGCAACAUUCUCCUCACCAACCAGUAUGAGCCUCUCCUCAGCGACUAUGGAUUCCAUUCGCUCAUGAAUCCCAACUACGCCAUUCAAACCUUGUUUGCCUACAAAACUCCAGACUACACCGAAUACAAACACGUGUCUCAGAAGACCGAUGUGUACUGCCUUGGCAUCAUCAUUCUGGAGAUCAUAACCGGCAAGUUCCCCUCUCAGUAUCACAGCAAUGGCAAGGGCGGCACCGAUGUUGUGCAGUGGGUGUCCACCGCCAUUUCCGAGAAAAGAGAGGCGGAUUUAAUCGACCCGGACUUGCACCCUAACAACAGCUCUCUCCCUCAGAUGCUGCAGCUCGUCCGCAUUGGAGCUGACUGCACGGAACCCAACCCCCAACGACGUCUUCCCAUGAAGGAAGCCAUUAGGAGGAUAGAGGAACUUCAGCUUUAAUUUAAUUUCUAUUGUAUUUUCAAAUUAGUUUAUAUUAGUUUCAGUGCAGGCCUAGGAAAGGAA
Molecule: messenger RNA, 2472 nt
Organism: Arachis ipaensis
Lineage: Eukaryota; Viridiplantae; Streptophyta; Magnoliopsida; Fabales; Fabaceae
Source: RefSeq, a predicted model, not a curated record